Pieris macdunnoughi is the source of this 297-nucleotide messenger RNA. The record is from the annotation of a GenBank genome assembly. Lineage: Eukaryota; Metazoa; Arthropoda; Insecta; Lepidoptera; Pieridae.
AUGCUGCUAAUUCACAUAAGAAUGGAUGUGGUUAAUGUGACCUCUUUCAUAGACGAGGCAUUGACUUGCAAUGUUUGCGACAGAUCGUUUCCCUCACGUCGUCUGCUAAGCGACCAUCAACAGAAGAAGAGGCACUUUGGAUGCAGCUCGUGCGAUAGUCUAUUUCCAUCUCUGAUGGCACUCGAGCACCAUAAAGAAGAGUUCCAGCACUGGAGUGACGACUCUUGCUGCGACGCGUCACGACACUCUUCUGACAGCGAGUCGGACGACUGUCGAGAUGAUGGUCGACUCAUAUAA